AUGGCUGCACUAAAACCAGUAAGUGAAGUAAAGAUAAAAGAAAGCGUAGAAGUUCGAUUUCGUUGGGAUAAAGACAAUAAAAUUUCAAAUUUAAUUCAUAGUUUAUCAAAUUUUAAAUCUCAAAUGGAAUAUAAUAACAAGGAUUUUAAUGCUGACAAAUCAAAUCAGUACGAAAGUUGUAGAAAUGCUUUGGCUAACAUUUACUGUCAUGAGCCAAGUUGGUUUGGGCCUGUUUGUCCUUAUGACAAUAUCUUAUCCGAACAAAAUAAAAUUGAUAUAACUCUUAUUAAAAGAGGUUAUACUAGAGUUCAAGAAAAAAUCAAAGAAAUUCGUCAGAAUUUUUCAUUAGCUGUAACAUCAGGUCGAAGGAGUGGAAGUGGAAAAAUACUUCUUGAAUUUUAUGAUCAUCUAGUUCAAAUAUGGGGUGGAUCUCCAUCUAUAGAACCGUUAUUUUUUGGGAAAUCAACGUAUGAUGUUAAUAAGGAAAUUAUGGAUAAUAACAAAAGUGUAGAAAAUUUAACAUGUAGCACUGAAGACACCACAGUUAAAAAUACAGAUAAUGUAAAUCUAUGUUCAAGUUCUUGCAGUAUUAAGGACAAUAGUGUAGUUGAUUUUUCUUUAUUAUUACAGAGUCCAGAAACUUCAUCUGUUGAUAGUGAUAUCUCAACUAAAAAAAAGAAACGUAAAAAUGACAAUAAUGAAAUUGUUCCAAAAUUUAUUGACAAUAAGCGACGACACAU
This is a messenger RNA of Hydra vulgaris (swiftwater hydra), 740 nucleotides long. Lineage: Eukaryota; Metazoa; Cnidaria; Hydrozoa; Anthoathecata; Hydridae. The record is from RefSeq and is a predicted model, not a curated record.